Molecule: messenger RNA, 5050 nt
Organism: Sipha flava (yellow sugarcane aphid)
Lineage: Eukaryota; Metazoa; Arthropoda; Insecta; Hemiptera; Aphididae
Product: ras GTPase-activating-like protein IQGAP1
Exons: 33
Coding region: 74-4888 (1604 amino acids)
Biological process (GO): regulation of actin cytoskeleton organization; regulation of GTPase activity
Cellular component (GO): cytoplasm
Molecular function (GO): actin filament binding; calmodulin binding; GTPase activator activity
Source: RefSeq, a predicted model, not a curated record
UAUAAUAUCUGCCAUAUUUAAAAUAUAUUUAUUUGAUGACUUCAACUAUUAAUUUUCACAAAUAACAUGAAAAAUGGCGUUGAUACAAUCAAGUAACAAAUCGCCAAUGAACUUAAACGAUGGACUUAUUGAAGUUGAUAUCAUAAGACAAGAUAAUUUGGCCUAUGAAUAUCUAUGCCAUUUAGAAGAAACCAAAGUGUGGUUGGAGUCUUGUUUGAAAACCACUUUACCACCUGUUAUGGAGCUUGAAGAUCAUUUGCGAAAUGGUAUUUUAUUAGCUAAACUAGGGAAUUUCAUAGCUCCUUCUACUGUUCCAAUGUCUUGUAUUUAUGAUCGCGAUGAAAGACGUUAUAAGACAGCUGGCCUUCAGUAUCGUCAUACAGAUAAUAUUAAUUAUUGGUUAAAAUCUUUAAAUACUGUUAAUCUACCAAAGAUAUUUCACCCUGAAACUACUGAUGUUUAUGAUAAAAAAAAUAUGCCAAAAGUGAUUUACUGUCUACAUGCUCUAAGUACCCAUUUAUUCAAACGAGGUCAAGCACCAUUAAUCCAAGAUUUAUAUGGAAAAGUUGAUUUUUCUGCUGAAACAAUAACUGCUACCAGGAAAGAAUUGGCUGAAAAUGGUAUAGAACUUCCUAAAUUCCAAAAAAUUGCAGGAUUGUUAUCAGAAGAUAUCAAAGGAAACACAUUAACAUUACAUGAAGCAAUUUUAGAAAUAAAUAAUUCUAUUAAAUCUAAGGAUAUGAAUUAUUUUACUAAAAGUCUCUGCAAUAAAGCAGCAAAAUUACAAUUUAUAAAUUUGAAUUAUAUAGAUAAAUAUUUAGAAGUUUUGCGUAAUGCUCAACAUUCAAAAGAAGAUGCUACUAUGAAUAAGUCUUUAAGUGAAAGUUUUGAACCUGACACAUAUGAUGAUAUUUUAACUCAAAAUGAAAUACAAGGAUAUAUUUCAUCAACUAAUAUUGACCUAAAGUGGAAUGAAAUGAUUGAAGCAACUUGUGAAGAUGAAAUUAUAAAUAUAUUAAAAUCAAAAUAUAUCCCACUCAUUGAUGUUCAAAAACAAAAUGGUAGAUAUUAUAAAUCUGAAUUCCAAAAUUUAUUGCGGACUGUUAAUUAUAAGAAUUUGAAUACAAUUGAUAAAAAAUGUUAUCUUCAACGUAUUGUCAAUUCUGGAAACCAAUAUGCAUUAAAUUUCCAAAAACAAGAAAUUUCAAUAAAAAAAUUAAAUGAUACAUUAAUCAUUAAUGACAUAGAUGGUUUUACACGUAUCAUAAAAGAUCCAGUGUUAAACUUAAAUCAUCUCAUCAAUGAAUUUGCAAUUCCUUUAUAUUUUGAAGAACUUAAGAUAGAUCGAUGUGAUAUAGAUCAAAACUUGAGUUAUAAUGAUAUUGUACAGAGCUUGCAAGUUCUUAAUCUCAUAGCAGAUGUCACAAAAGCAGUUCUUUCAGAAAAUAUUGAUUUGACAUGGGAUCGUUUAGCAAAAUUAAAAAAAUUUUUCCCAGAUCAAGAACUUGAUGCUGGGUUAAAACUGCAAUAUUGGAGUGCAUUUGAUGCAUGUAGACGAUUUAAAGUUAUAAAUAAAGGUAGCUUUGGGAUAUUAUCAUUUAUGAAUAUUAAAGACUGUGUAAACAUUGUUCAUAACCAGUUAGAACAAAACAAAGAAGUAAUAAAUGUUUUACAACAACUAAAUUAUGCCUUAAAAUGGAAUGAUUUUAAUACGAUGAAGCAAUGUAUAAUGAAUCCUACAUUAAGAUUAGAAUAUUCAGUAAAAGCAAAAGAUUUACAAUAUGCAUUUGAAUUAUUAUUGAAUCGAAAAAAUGACUCCGAAGAUGAUGUUGAAAUUUGGAAAGAUGACGUUGAAGAUGUUUUAAAAAGAGUGUGCGAUGAAGUUGAAAGUAUUCAUAGAAGUGCUGAAUGGCUCUUAUCAGUGAACUUGUCUUUGGUUAAGAAUGAAAGAACUAAACUAGCACAAGAAUUCCUUAAACUUGUUCCAAUGAGUGAAAUGGAACAACAAGAAAUUUGUGUUACAUUGUUACAUUUACUGGAAUCAAAGGCAAAAUACAAAGGUCCUUGGGUUGUGCAUCAAACACCUUAUGGUCGAUGUGUUUAUUUAAACCUAGAAACUUUAGAUUAUUCGUGGGAAAAACCAAAUUUUCUCCCUACACCGAAAUAUUUAAAUAUGGAAGAAAUACAGACUACUAUAAUGAAUAUGAAAAAAAGUUAUCAACAUCGGAAAGAAUCUGAAGAAAUGGAAAAAAUGAUUACUCAACUUCAAGCACAUAUUCGUGGGUUUUUAGUUAGAAGGGAACUAAAAAACAAAAAUAAAUGGAGUAAUAAACAAGAAUAUUAUGCUAUAAAAAUACAAAAUUGGUGGCGAUGUAUUCUUUUUCGCAGACAAUGGUCAGCUAUGAUGAAGAAAGUUAGAAAACAAUUAAAACCUUUCCAACGGGUUUAUACUACAAGUGAUGUGAAACAUAUAAUACAGAUACAAGCUAUUUGGAGAGGUAAAAUGGUUCGUAAUAAUUUUUAUCACUUGUUUCAUACAGCAAAUCCUCCUUAUAAGAUUGUUAAACAUUUUGCUCGUUUACUUAAUUUCAAUUUGGAAGACUAUCAUCGGGAGUUAGAACUACAAAACCUUCGUGGCCAAAUUACUAAACAUAUACGUCUAAGUAAUAAAAUGUCACAUGAAGCUGAUGAAUUAGAUAUUAAAAUAGGUUUACUCAUUCAAAAUAGAAUAUCUUUACAGGAUGUUAUUGGUCAUAAAGUAAAAGCCAAUGAAGAUAUCAAUAAAAUACAUCCAUCAAAUAAUAUGCAGCAUUCAAUUAGCUUAAUGUCUUUAAAUAAAAAUAGCAAACACUUAUUAGAAUGUUAUCAGCAUUUGUUUUAUAUGCUUCAAACAAAACCUUAUUAUUUAACAAAACUAAUAUUCUGCUUGCCUUAUUCAGUUCGCCAUAUAUCUAAAUUUUUAGAACAAAUUCUUAUGUCAGUUUUCAAUGCUGGAAGCAAUAGCCGUGAUGCUUAUUUUAUGUUAAAGCUAUUGACAUUAGCUUUGAAGGAAGAAAUUAAAAUAAAUUGUACUAAAGCAGCAGAAAUUAAAACUUCAAAUUUAUAUAUAUUAAAAGCAAUUGUUGAUCAAGCAAGAUGUUUUGAUAAUCAGAAGCGUUUAAAUACAAUCUUUAAGACAGUUGUAGAAAAGCUGAUACAUCAUAGAAAUAAUCUAUUUAUUGACACAAACCCAGUAACAAUUUACAGAACAUGGCGUAAUGAAUUGGAGACCAACACCGGAGAAAUUUCAGAUUUACCAAACUCUGUUGACCAACAAACUGCUCUAAAGUAUGACGAAGUUCAAAAAAGAUUAGCUCAUAAUUUGGAACAGCUACAGAAUAUAACAGAAGAAUUUUUAAAUAAAAUUUUAGAUUCUAAACCAUUAAUACCUUAUGCUAUAUUAUACACAGCUCGAACAUUACGUGAAAUUAUACAAGAACUAUUUCCUGAUACACGAGAAAAUGAGGUUUAUAAGAUAAUUGGCUAUUUUGUCUAUAAUUUAUACAUGAAUCCUGUUAUUAUAACACCUGAAAUAUAUGAUAUAUUUGAAACAAAAAUCGAAGAUGGAAUAAGUUAUCGUCAACGACAUAAUUUAGCUAGUGUAGCAAAAAUUUUACAAUAUGCUUCAAAUAAAAAAGGGUACAAGGAUGAAAUUCAUUUAAAAUGUAUGAAUCCUUUUAUACUCGAUUGUUACACAAAAUUAAAAUUGUUUUUCAACAAUUGUAGUAAUGUUGAUGAUCCAGAAAUAUAUUAUAAUAUUAAUGAAUUUACAGAUGUAACACUUUUGACAAAACCAACAAUAAAUAUUACAUUACAGGAAAUACAAGAAACACAUUCUUUAUUACUAGAUAAUAUUGAUCAAGUUGCACCGGAUCCUAAUGAUCCAAUUCAUCAAUUACUUGAUGAAUUAGGACCAUCGGCACCAACAAUUUCACAACUUUAUGGAUCUGAUGAUGAUGAUAUUAUGGUCCAAAGACGCAUUGCCACAGUUCAAGUUUGUCUAACCCUAUCAGAUAAAUUUGAACCCAGUACUAAAACAGCAUCUGUAACUAAAUUGUUUAUAAAAACAAAAGAGUUAUUGAUAAGAGUACUUCCAUAUUUAAGUGGCCAUACAUUGCCAGGGUCUUUGAGAAUAGAUUCUACUCCAGAUGAAGAAUGUCGUUUUGCUGAAAGAGAAUCAAAAAUAACAAUUUCUGGAAAUAAUGUCGACUAUGAAGUGGGUACAUUAAAAGAAAUCAAAGGAAAAUUAAGAAAACAUUUGAAAGUUUUAGAAGAAGAAGGUAUUGUGACAAAAGAAAAUGGAUAUCAAGGUAUAAUUACAUCCGUGGCAAAAGAUAUUUGUAAUCGAAAUAAAUAUCGUCAAAUACAAAUCAAAGAAUUGCAAAUGUUAAAAUCCACUAAACAGAGGUUGGAUGAGAAAAUACAAUAUUUAAAUGAAAAAAUAAAAUCUUAUGAACAAUAUAUACAAACUUGUUUAGAUAAACAAAAUACCGGCCAGAAGAAACAAAAAAAUGCAUCUAAUAGAGGUAAACAAUUAAAGUCUAAGAAAAGUAUACGCUAUACCGCAGCUAAAUUACGUGAGAAAGGAGUCCUUAUCGAAGUUGAAGGACUUCCAGAUGGACAAUUUAAAAAUGCUCAGUUCGAAAUUGGUCCAACUGAUAUACAUGGAGUAUUUUUAGUUAAAGGGAAAUUUAUGGGGGUAGAAAUGGAAACCAUAAAUAUUGAUAUACAAGAUUUAUUAAAACGUCAAUUUGAAGGUGCAACUAUAAUGGAUAUUUUUGGUACAGCCAAAGUGAAUGUCAACUUAUUGCUGUUUUUAUUGAACAAAAAAUUUUAUUGUAAACAUUAAAAUAAAUGCACAAAUAAUUUAUGAUUUUAAAAUUUAAAAUAUUUAUGUAAUAGUUACAACAUCUGGUUUUACAAAGAAUGUUUAUAUUAUUUUUUCAUAGUAGUAUUAUAUUUUAUAAUAAUUUUGUUAAUUGUCAUCACUAAUCAUGUACUCUGUAAUGUA